Molecule: messenger RNA, 3019 nt
Organism: Nymphaea colorata (pocket water lily)
Lineage: Eukaryota; Viridiplantae; Streptophyta; Magnoliopsida; Nymphaeales; Nymphaeaceae
Product: cyclic nucleotide-gated ion channel 17-like
Exons: 7
Coding region: 615-2774 (719 amino acids)
Biological process (GO): transmembrane transport; monoatomic ion transport
Cellular component (GO): membrane
Molecular function (GO): monoatomic ion channel activity; protein binding
Source: RefSeq, a predicted model, not a curated record
CGUGCAGUAAGUACUUGUUUUGAAGGUGAGUCAACCAUGGAAAGAGAAGUAAAAAAGAGAAGUGAAAAGAACGGCGUGAAAGGAGCACCUAAAUUAUCGCCUGCGAUCCCUGCUGGUAUUGAUGAGGGGGCGUGCGCUCACGUUGUCUCUGUCCCUGCAGUCGAGAUCGGGUGGGCAUAGACGUUGUUUUGUCAUUUUAAUUUUUUCACUCAAUUAUUUUGCUCGGAUUCUGAGAUGAAAGAGAGAUAAAAGAGUUGGAGAUGCUUGGCUUUCUUGGAGCUUGUUCAAGCCAGCUAUUGCUCGAAUUUAGUUGAUCAGUUUGUGUAAAUUGGAGUAGAUUGACUUGGAGUACUUAAUUUUGUUUUUGGUUGUUUGGAGAGUAACGUUGGUUGGUUUUCGUUGAUUGAGUUCAAGUUAUAUCAAAGAUCUUCUUGGUGGUCGAUUUCAAGGGGGAGGAGACGAAUGAAAACGAUUUUGGAGUAUAAUUACCUACCCGUCUGAAUUCGGUGGCACCAAUACUUUAACCAAGUUGGUGUUCUUCUGAUUCGACUACUGUGGAGGUCGGAAACGAAUCCGAACGCGAGUGAUGCCUCAUGCUCAACUCUUUUCGCUGAAUGGAGUUCAAGUCGGAGAAACUCGUGAGAUUUUAUCGCUCUGAGGGGAACUCCAUGCUCUCCUGGGAGAAAGAUAACGCACCCCACACAGCAAAACUGAAUGCACGUGAUGCAUCAGCUCCCUUCCUGAAGCAGGGGAUUUUCACAUCUGCCGGGAAAAAGCGCUUUGACGAGGAUGACAGGCCAUGGAGCAAGUGUAUUUUCGAUCCUGGAAGCGAAAUUAUUCUCCUAUGGAACAACAUUUUUCUCAUGUCAUGUUUAGUAGCACUUUUGCUUGAUCCGCUGUAUUUUUACCUUCCAUCUUUGAGGAUUUCGGCCUCCUGCAUGGAUACAGAUUUGAAUCUGGGAAUAGUUGUUACCAUUUUCAGAACAAUUGCAGAUGUUUUUUAUUUUUUGCAUAUGCUGAUUAAGUUUCGAAUUGCAUAUGUUGCACCAAGUUCACGCGUGUUUGGUAGGGGUGAGCUCGUCAUGGAUCCUAAACAGAUCGCCGUUAGGUACUUGAAAUCAGAUUUCUGUAUUGACCUUGUUGCAGCGCUUCCUCUUCCUCAGAUGGUCAUUUGGUUCGUUAUACCUGCAGUAAGAGGCUCCAAUUCUGAUCAUGCCAAUAAUGCACUAGCUAUGAUUGUUCUGUUCCAGUACUUUCCCAGAUUGUAUCUGAUUUUCCCAUUAAGUGCUCAAAUUGUCAAAGCUACUGGUGUUGUGACAAAGACUGCAUGGGCAGGGGCUGCUUAUAAUCUGCUGCUUUACAUGAUUGCAAGCAAUCUUUUGGGAGCAUCUUGGUAUCUUCUUUCUAUUGAGCGGCAGGCAACAUGUUGGAAGAAAGAAUGCAGGAAUGAUAGUUCGUCUAUUUGUGAGCCUAAAUUUUUAUACUGCAAGACAUCUGGUAAUAGCAUCCGUGAGGCUUGGAAAAAUGGGACAAAUGUAUUUGCUAACUGUAAUCCCAAUAACAGCACAUUCAAUUAUGGCAUUUUUGGGAGAGCUUUAACUGAUAAUAUUGUCUCAUCAAAGUUCCUUGAGAAAUACUUUUAUUGCCUAUGGUGGGGUUUGCAGCAACUAAGUUCCUAUGGGCAGAAUUUGGAGACAAGCACCUUUAUUGGGGAGACAGCAUUUUGCAUUCUUAUUUCCAUAGUGGGUCUAGUUCUUUUCGCACAUUUGAUCGGAAACAUGCAGACUUAUCUGCAAUCCCUUACUGUGAGGAUUGAAGAGUGGAGGCUGAAGAGAAAGGACACAGAGGAGUGGAUGAGACACCGUCAGCUUCCUCCAGCUCUGCAGAAUCGUGUCAGGCGGUUUAUUCAAUACAAAUGGAUUGUAACCCAAGGUGUUGAUGAAGAGUCCCUCUUAUCUGGCUUGCCUACGGACCUCCGACGAGACAUCCAACGACAGUUAUGCUUGGACCUUGUUCGGCGUGUCCCCUUUUUCUCUCAGAUGGAUGAUCAGCUAUUGGAUGCCAUAUGUGAGCGUCUCGUCUCCAGCUUAAGCACAGAAGGUACAUACAUCGUACGUGAGGGGGACCCUGUCACAGAGAUGCUAUUCAUUAUUCGAGGGCAACUUGAGAGUUCCACGACUAAUGGAGGAAGAACUGGUUUCUUCAACUCCACAGCCUUAAAUCCUGGAGAUUUCUGUGGUGAAGAGCUGCUCUCAUGGGCUUUACUUCCUAAAUCCACGGGUAAUCUUCCAUCUUCAACAAGAACUGUCAGGGCACUGAGUGAAGUGGAAGCUUUCGCAUUACGUGCAGAAGACCUGAAGUUUGUUGCCAACCAGUUUAGGCGGUUGCACAGUAGGAAGUUACAGCACACAUUCCGCUUUUACUCUCAUCAAUGGAGGGCAUGGGCAGCUUGCUUCAUACAAGCCGCAUGGCGCAGCUACAAGAAGAGAAAAUUGGCAAGGAAGCUAAUAAUGCAAGAGUCGUACUUUGUACUGGCAGAACAAGAAGAGGAAGAUGAGGAAAUGCAAAUGCAUACUGAGACAGCCCCAGAGGAUAUGCCUGAUACAACACAAAACGAUUCUUUCAGAAUGAUUGCCUCUAGGUUUGCUGCAAACGCAAGGAAAGGAGCUCAAAAGAUCAAGUCAGCCGCUGCACCAAGUUUGCCUGGACAGUUGCCCAAACUACAGAAGCCUGAUGAACCCGACUUUUCUAGAGAGCCUGAAGAGGAAGAUUAACAAGCUGCUAACUCCAUUCCAGGUCUAGCCAGAUGGAGAUCACAGACUCAAAUGGGAUACUUGCAGUUUCAAAACCAACACCCCCACCCCCACCCUCACUCCCCCAAACAGAAACAAGGGAUCAUUUUCAAUAUUUCGUUUCCUGUAUUUUAUGUGUGUAUGUUAGAGAGAUGAAACGGGUGCUGUUACUUGUAUGUAUCUCUGCUUGCUAAAAUUUUAUUUAUUUGUUAUCAUGUUUAUUGUGA